Messenger RNA from Colletotrichum tamarilloi, 1458 nucleotides. RefSeq names its product polyamine transporter 3. Gene Ontology annotation, molecular function: transmembrane transporter activity. The transcript is spliced from 5 exons. Bases 1 to 1458 code for a protein of 485 amino acids. Gene Ontology annotation, cellular component: plasma membrane. NCBI's taxonomy places the organism in Eukaryota, Fungi, Ascomycota, Sordariomycetes, Glomerellales, Glomerellaceae. Gene Ontology annotation, biological process: transmembrane transport. The record is from RefSeq and is a predicted model, not a curated record.
AUGGGACCUGGAGAGAUUCCCUCUGAGGCAACCUCUGGAGAAAUCUCCGACGAGGACGAUAGAAAUCUCGUCACCUGGGACGGAGCCGACGAUCCGCAAAAUCCUAUGAACUGGCCCGAUUCUAGAAAAUGGAUCAACUUGGUCUUGAUGUCGCUUUUGACUAUUAUCUCCCCACUGGGCUCAUCUAUGUUCGCCCCUGGAAUCCCUAGAAUCCUCACAGAAUUCGAAACCAACGAUUCUCUCAUCGCAACCUUCAUCACCUCGAUCUACUUCCUCGGCUUCGUCUUUGGACCUCUGGUGGUAGCGCCUUUGAGCGAGCUUUAUGGCCGUGUCUACAUUUACCAUAUCAGCAACGUCUUGUUCGUUUCUUUCUGCGUGGGUGCUGCUCUGAGCACCAGCAUCGAUAUGCUCCUGGCAUUUCGCUUCUUGAUGGGUGUUGUGGGCUCAGUUCCCACAACAAUCGGUGUCGGAAGCAUCGUUGAUGUCAUGCCGAUUGAGAAACGCGGACGCUCAAUCUCACUCUGGGCAAUUGGUCCUCUCCUGGGCCCUUCCAUAGGGCCUGUCGCGGGAGGAUAUUUGAUUCAGGCUGCCGGCUGGCGCUGGGUCUAUUGGCUACUUGCGAUCUUGGGCGGUGUUUGCAGCAUUCUGGCGCUGUUGAUUAUGCGUGAAACCUACGCCCCGGUUCUACUAGAGCGCAAGGCCCGACGCCUACGAACGGAAACUGGGAACCACGCCCUGCGCACAAAGGCUGACCGAGAUGGAAAGAAACUGAUACAGAGAGCCGUGAUCCGGCCAUUCAAGUUUCUCUUCAUGACGCCAUUGGUGUCCAUUAUUGCCGCCUACGUCGGGAUAGCUUACGGAAUACUCUACCUGCUGAUCGCUACGUUCUCCUUUGUCUACACCGACCAGUAUCACUUUAGCGAAGGUGAUGCCGGCUUGGCGUUCCUCCCAGCUGGGCUUGGGAUGAUGAUUGGUGUCCUGACUUUUGGCAAUGUACAAGAUUAUCUCGUCAAGAAGGCAAGAGAGGGUAUGAGGCCAGGCGAGAAGUAUAGGCCAGAGGUAAAGAUCACGCCUUGGUUGACGAUUCCGACCGGCCUAACGGUACCGAUUGGGCUAUUCAUCUAUGGCUGGACGACAGAGAACAAGAUCCAUUGGAUUGUUCCCAUGAUAGGCGUUGUUAUUCUGUCUGGUGGACUCACUGGAGUUACAAUGUGUGUCCAAAAUUACCAAAUUGAUUCGUACGAGAGAUAUGCAGCGUCAGGUUCAGCAGCUGUCACACUAUCCCGAUCUCUGAUUGGCGCUUUGAUGCCCCUUGGGGGAUUGAAAAUGUAUGAAGCCCUGGGUUUGGGAUGGGGAAACAGUCUUCUGGGCUUCAUGUCCUUGGCACUGGUGCCGGUACCUGUUGGUUUGUUUUUAUACGGGGGCAUGAUUCGGAAGAGGUUCGAUCCCGUGCUGUGA